AGUAUCUCGUCAUACAGUCUGGAGGCUCCCAGUCGCGCACGAAAAGCACUACAGAACAGUAUUUACGGGAACAAUUGCCCAAGUGCACAAAUAAAUUUGUCGAACUCAAACUGCGCGGUUUGGACCAGAAGUUUGCUCGAUGCAGUGAUUUUCAUUUUACUUCGGUUGUUCGAUGCUGCGCGAUGGCUGUUAUGGCUGCUUCUUUUCGCUCGGCGUCUAAUGGGUGCUACCAUCGAUGCGGUGGCAGCUGCUCUCUUCAGACGCUAUCUCAGUGGUGUGCUGGUGGAAGCGAAUUGCGUGCGCAUGGUGCGAUUUAUUCAGGAUUCUAUUUUCAGUGCCGAAUCUCCAGCAACAACAGAUCAGGAAAAAAUAUUACGCAUGGAACUGGCUCAGCGUCUAACUCUGGAAUACUUCCAAGAACAGCUCCCAAAUUUCAUCAUCAAGGCAAUUGGCCAGAAAAAGUUUCGCAUGGGCAUACAAGCAGUUUUUCGCACUUUGCAAUAUCCUCGUUUAAACAAGCAAUUAUCAUACGUUCUUCUCGACGUAAUUACGCGAAAGCUAUUCCCCCUAGAGAAUUUCCUCGAACUGCAACAGUAA
This is a messenger RNA of Gongylonema pulchrum, 597 nucleotides long. The record is from the annotation of a GenBank genome assembly. Lineage: Eukaryota; Metazoa; Nematoda; Chromadorea; Rhabditida; Gongylonematidae.